CUUUGGUGUGUUGUGCGUUUUAGUUGCCGAUUAACGAAUGAGCAAAAACAAUAAUUCGUACAUUUUGAUUUUAUUUCUUCAAGUACAGUAAGUUACAACUGAAGCACAACAAAGUUAAUAAAGUAAUUAAUAAUUAAUUUAAAAAUAUGGCGCUGCUUCUAAAAAGAAUAUUUGAAAAUUACUUUUGGCUGAUGAAUGACUUAUCAGAUCCUCGGACUGCAGAUUUACCAUUGAUGUCUAGUCCUUUACCAGUAGUGAUAGUUCUUUUUUUAUACUGCAAAUUCGUAUUUGAUUGGGGUCCUAAUUACAUGAAAAACAGACCACCCUUUGAUCUCAAAUAUGUGAUGAUUCUUUAUAACACCGUUCAAGUAUUGGUUAAUUCUUACGUUGUAUACAUUUGUUGGACUGCAUGGAGCGUCGUUGAUACUCAAUGUACACCGGUGGACUAUUCUAACAGUUAUUGGGGUCUAAAAUUCUUAAAAAUCACAUAUUUGUAUUUCUUAUUGAAAAUGGCCGAUCUACUCGACACAGUAUUUUUCGUUUUAAGAAAAAAGAACACCCACAUAAGCUUCUUGCAUACUUACCAUCAUUUUGGAAUGGUAGUAUUAGGUUGGAUAGCAGUUAAAUUUAUUGGAGGUGGACACUGUUACUUCGUUGGUUUGGCCAAUUGUAUCGUUCAUAGCAUAUUGUACGCUUACUAUUUGUUGACAGCAUAUGAUAGCAAAUAUGGACGGCUGGUUUGGUUGAAGAAGUUUAUUACUCAAACUCAGUUGAUUCAGUUUGGAUUCAUACUCUUCAUGUUCACGAGAUUGUUGUUCCUUCAAGAUUGUGGAUUUCCGAAAAUCGUUUCCUUGUUCUUGAUUCCGCAAAAUUUGUUUAUUAUUGCUUUGUUUGGAGACUUCUACAUCCGGUCGUAUGUUUUGCCGCAAAAAAAGAAAGAGAAGAAGGAAAUUUCCCCAGAAGAAAAACAGGAAUAACCUAGACAGCAGAAAAUUAAUCGAAUCCUUUUGAAUGAGUCUUUAUAUUAAUAAGUUAUUUUUCCAAAACUUAACUGUACAACAACUGAAUAUUAAGGUAGUUCUAACAAAAUGUUAUUAAUUACUUUGACAAGACAAAUUAACAUACCAAUAAUUCUUAUAUUUUUACUUAAAAACACUUACAUACUAUAUGUAGUUUAGUUUGUUAUUUAAAAAAAAUUAUCGUUGUAAGUAUUAAUUUAAUAUUUAUUAUUGGUUCUAAUGUUUGAUUCGAUCUGGUUAAUACGAUGUUAAAGUAAAUAUCGAAACAAAAAAAUUUGAACAAAGAGCAAAUAAAUCCCUAAAUAUGUGCGAAACCAUUAAACAUUUUUAAAUACUUUAAAUACGAAAAAUGUUUAUUUUUUAAUUCCCCAUUUAACAAAAUAAAUAUACAAGUUGUUCUAUUAAAAAAAAAAACAAAGAAAAAAUAUUUUAUAUUAUUAGAAAGGUUGGCAUAGAAUUUUGAACACCCCGUAUGAUUUAAGAUGACGAUAUUUAUAAUAAAGUAUUCCAUAGACCACCUACAGUAAGUACAUAGUUUUAAUAUUAGGACACAUCUUUUUUUUUAAAUAUUGAGAACCAUAUUUUUUUCUUCAUUUAUUUAAUUGUAAAGCUUCAUUCAGAACCUCGCAAUUAGAGCAAUAAAUUAGUGGUUUC
This is a messenger RNA of Sitophilus oryzae (rice weevil), 1673 nucleotides long. RefSeq names its product elongation of very long chain fatty acids protein AAEL008004-like. The transcript is spliced from 5 exons. Bases 147 to 977 code for a protein of 276 amino acids. The record is from RefSeq and is a predicted model, not a curated record. Gene Ontology annotation, cellular component: endoplasmic reticulum membrane. Gene Ontology annotation, molecular function: fatty acid elongase activity. Gene Ontology annotation, biological process: fatty acid elongation, saturated fatty acid; very long-chain fatty acid biosynthetic process; sphingolipid biosynthetic process. NCBI's taxonomy places the organism in Eukaryota, Metazoa, Arthropoda, Insecta, Coleoptera, Curculionidae.